Molecule: messenger RNA, 1401 nt
Organism: Nicotiana tabacum (common tobacco)
Lineage: Eukaryota; Viridiplantae; Streptophyta; Magnoliopsida; Solanales; Solanaceae
Source: RefSeq, a predicted model, not a curated record
AUGCCAUUCGGACUCAAUAAUGCAGGGGCGACAUAUCAAAGGUUAGUCAACAAGAUGUUCAAAGAACAACUUGGUAAGACCACGGAAGUUUACAUCGACGACAUGCUAGUAAAAUCGACAAAGAAAGAGGAUCACAUUGGCCAUCUGAAGGAGGCGUUCGAGAUAUUGAGGCAAUACGGGAUGAAGCUGAAUCCCGAAAAAUGCACCUUUGGCGUAACUUCAGGAAAGUUCCUUGGUUUUCUAGUGUUACAAAGGGGUAUCGAGGUCAACCCGGACCAGAUCAGAGCCAUCGAAGGAAUACCGGAGGUAUUGACCAGCAAAAAGCAGGAAAGACCAUGGAAUGCAGAAUGCGUCGAUGCCCUGAGAAAACUGAAAGCGUAUCUAUCUUCGCCACCCAUACUCGUCAAGGCAGACCCAAGUGAAUGUCUACUUGUGUAUCUAGCAGUCUCUGAAGUCGCUGCAAGUGCAGUCUUGGCAGCCAGAUAUAACCUUGUAAACGGCGAUCUCUACAAAAGAACGUUCGGCAGCCCCCUGGCCAAAUGCCUUGGGCCAAACCAAACAAGACGAGUACUGGAAGAAAUACACGAAGGACACUUCGACGCCCACAAGGGAAUCCGCGCCAGAUACUACUGGCCCACCAUGAAAAAAGAAGUUGCAAACUACGUUAGAAGAUGCGAACAGUGUCAGAAGUACGCUCCUAUGAUACAUCAAGCAGGGGAACUCCUCCAUUCUGUCACUUCACCAUGGCCAUUCAUAAAGUGGGGGAUGGAUAUAGUCGGACCCCUCCCAGCCGGACGAGGUAAGGUGGAAGCAGGUGCAUACAAACAGAUACGUGAGCAAGAGGUCAUCGCGUUCAUAUGGAAAAACUUAAUAUGCCGUUUCGGCAUCCCCAAAGAAAUUUGCUGCGACAACGGACCUCAGUUUGUCGGAAAGAAAACGACCGAGUUUUUCAAGAAAUGGCACAUCAAACAAAUACUCUCCAUGCCAUAUCACCCUGCCAGUAAUGGUCAAGCCGAAUCCGCCAAUAAAGUAAUACUGAAUAUAUUGAAUAAGAAGUUUGAGGACGCCAAAGGGCUAUGGCCUGAACUACUAUUGGAAGUAUUAUGGGCAUACCGUACCACACCAAAAACCAGUACUGGUGAGACGCCAUAUUCACUAGUCUAUGGGACUGAUGUAGUUAUACCCAUCGAGGUCGGAGAGCCUAGUUUGAGAUACUCCAACGAGAGCGGACCAAGCAAUGACGAAAGUAGGCUACAAGAUCUGGAUGAAGUCAAAGAACGGAGAAACAUGGACCAUAUAAGAAUGGUAGCCCAGAAACAACAAGUGGAAAGCUACUACAACAAGAAGGACAAAGUGCGACCACUCAAAAUUGGAGAUUACGUCCUCAAGGCUAAAAUAUAA